AAUAUCACUUUCAGUCUAGGCCAAAGUCAAACGUAGGAUGCUGAGAGAUAUGCCGGCAGAGGCCUCAGAGGCCAAGGGCGGUAUGUGAAUUUCCCAAAAGUUGAAACUGGUUUGGUGUUGUCGCGGUGGGGGAAGUGUGGGAGAUCUGGAACGUCUUGAUGGUCGAUUGUCAAUCGUCAAUCUUUGUUGUCUGUUUGAGAUCUGAUGAUACUUGAUGUCUCAAAGUUCUUAAAUCCAGAUCGAGUUAAAGUCUAUACACUUCAAUGUGACCAACUGAGAGGUAGUGGUUGAGUCGAAAAUAGCGAUUUCAAGCAAUGGUUUGACUUGAUGCUCUAAUCGUGUAGUGACCGAUGAAGUCUGGUAACGUAAAUGUGGGGGUGAGAUCAUGAAACGAUGAAAGAUGUGUGACGAUGACCGAUGAAGUCUUUCAAUUUCCGAAUGACGGAGUGAAAUGUUCGGAAAUCCAAUAUGAGGUAAUGAGCAAAGAAGGUGUUGUAAAAACCUCCACUGUCGUGCGUGUGCAAGGUGAGAGGAGAGCAGAUUGUACGAUGAUCCGAUGGCGCCGAUGGACUAUUUGGAAUUUUGAGAAGCUAGCAGCUUUCGUCAGAACUGGAUACACAGCCGAACUUGUAGUCAAUGUGGGAAGGUGAGGAAAUGUGUUCCAGAAGGAAGAUAAAUAAAGGGUGUUGUCUAAUCCCAAAAGCCAGGAGGAAAGUGUGAAAGGAGAAUAACGUUAAAGGGAGUCGUUGAUCUUGAGGAAUAUUGACAAUUGGUUCUUUG
Molecule: messenger RNA, 780 nt
Organism: Tremella mesenterica DSM 1558
Lineage: Eukaryota; Fungi; Basidiomycota; Tremellomycetes; Tremellales; Tremellaceae
Exons: 3
Coding region: 411-650 (79 amino acids)
Source: RefSeq, a predicted model, not a curated record